Molecule: messenger RNA, 1026 nt
Organism: Rhinolophus ferrumequinum (greater horseshoe bat)
Lineage: Eukaryota; Metazoa; Chordata; Mammalia; Chiroptera; Rhinolophidae
Gene: RAMP1
Product: receptor activity modifying protein 1
Exons: 3
Coding region: 146-649 (167 amino acids)
Biological process (GO): receptor internalization; protein localization to plasma membrane; G protein-coupled receptor signaling pathway
Cellular component (GO): membrane; cell surface; signaling receptor complex
Molecular function (GO): coreceptor activity
Source: RefSeq, a predicted model, not a curated record
ACUGCCUGCCAGGAUGCUGAGUACGGCGCCCUCCUCCAGGAGCUCUGCCUCGCCCCGUUCAAGGUGGACAUGGAGGCCAUCGGGAAGACCCUGUGGUGCGACUGGGGCAAGACCAUCGAAUUUUAUGUGCUGAACCUUGAGAGAUAUGUCCAUCUCCCACGUGAAGAUGUGGCCAUCACGUGUGACAGCUGAGGCUGCCUGUCCUGUGGCUGUGAUGACACUCUUCUCUGUGUGGUGUGUCCCUCUGUCCCACGUAUUGUGCCUUGUACUGGAUGGCACUGGGCCUGCUGAGACUGCCCCCCGCUCUCCUCCUGUUUGCGUCUGCCUGGCAUCUGGCUGGCUCUCUUCCUACGGUGUGCUUCACUCUGUCUUCCAGGCGACUGCUGUGAACACGAGUUACGGAGAGCUCACAGACUGCACCAGGCAGGUGAUGGAGAAGCUGGGCUGCUUCUGGCCGAACGCGGCGGUGGACAGCUUCUUCGUCACUGUCCACCAGCACUACUUCAGAAGCUGCCCAGUGUCCGGCAGGGCCGUGCGGGACCCGCCCAGCAGCGUCCUCUGCCCCUUCAUUGUGGUGCCCAUCCUGGUGACGCUGCUCGUGACGGCGCUGGUGGUCUGGAGAAGCAAACGCACAGAGGGCAUCGUGUAGGCCGCGGCCUGGGAGCUGCCCACCACACUGCGGUGGCAGGCCAGGCUGGGAGGCUGGGGAGCUGUGGGCCUGGCCUGGCGAUGGCUUCCUGGGCCCUGACAGCAGACAGGCCCCAGUCCCCUCUUCUUCCUGAGAACAGCUAACAGGAUUUCGGAGUGGUGGUGGUGUGGGCAUUCACUUGGGAGCCCCCAGCUGGAGGUGUAGGCCACCCUAGGAAGGGGGCCGGGUGCCAGGAGGGAGCGGGACGGAAGUGUCAUUAUUUCUGGGGCGUGUUCUGCGUUCCGUGUCCUGAUGUGUUUAUAAACCAUGCUCAGCUCUGUUCCCACCUCUGGCCAGACUGUGGGUGAGUGGUUUGUGAUUAAAAGGAUGUCCUUGAA